Penicillium diatomitis is the source of this 621-nucleotide messenger RNA. Its product is annotated as ferredoxin family 2Fe-2S iron-sulfur cluster binding protein. The transcript has 3 exons. Lineage: Eukaryota; Fungi; Ascomycota; Eurotiomycetes; Eurotiales; Aspergillaceae. The record is from RefSeq and is a predicted model, not a curated record. Bases 1 to 621 code for a protein of 206 amino acids. Gene Ontology annotation, biological process: P450-containing electron transport chain; positive regulation of oxidoreductase activity. Gene Ontology annotation, molecular function: 2 iron, 2 sulfur cluster binding. Gene Ontology annotation, cellular component: mitochondrion.
AUGGCCAUCUGUCGCCAAUUCGGUCUACAACUACGCCGCACGGCGCGCAAGGUCAACACCGGGAAUGUAUACCUUGCUCAGCCUCGGAGAUUCAUCAGCCACUCAACCGGUCUGCGCAAAAUCGGAGAGACAUCUACGCUCCGUCGAUCCUCGGUCGGGUCAGGGAAAGACUUCAGUUCGGAGUUGCGAACGUGGAAAUUGUCCCAGCGGGCGUUCUCUGCGACGACGCAUGCUGCCCACGGGCAUAUCACGCCGCCAAAGCCUGGCGAGGAGAUCAAUGUCACAUUCAUUGACAAAGAUGGUACCAAGGUGGAGUUGCAAGUAUCUGAGGGCGACAAUCUGUUGGACAUUGCUCAAGCCAACGAUCUUGAGAUGGAGGGGGCAUGCGGCGGCUCUUGCGCCUGUUCAACCUGCCAUGUGAUUGUGGAGGAUCCGGACAUGUUCGACAAGAUGGAGGAACCUUCAGAUGAUGAAAACGAUAUGCUAGACUUGGCAUUUGGUCUGACCGAGACCUCGCGACUAGGCUGCCAAGUGAUUAUGAGCAAAGACCUGGACGGCCUGGUCGUGCGUUUGCCUUCAAUGACUCGGAAUCUCCAGGCCAGCGAUUUCCAGUCCAAGUGA